Molecule: messenger RNA, 5912 nt
Organism: Phyllostomus discolor (pale spear-nosed bat)
Lineage: Eukaryota; Metazoa; Chordata; Mammalia; Chiroptera; Phyllostomidae
Gene: LRRC8B
Product: leucine rich repeat containing 8 VRAC subunit B
Exons: 5
Coding region: 361-2772 (803 amino acids)
Molecular function (GO): protein binding
Source: RefSeq, a predicted model, not a curated record
UCGCGUCACAAUGGAGCCGGUCGGAGGCGGCGAGCCUGCCGGCGCUGGGGCUUCCCGCUGAGCCCGCAGCCGCCAGCAGCCGACUGCGAGCGGGCGCCCGGGCGCCGCCUGCGCGCCCGGGGAGCGGCGCUGGGUGGACGCCGCAGGGAGCGCGGGCGCCCGGGUCUGGAUUCGCGCAGGAAUAUUUCAGACAGAAACUAAUUGCAGAGGUUCCGGUUGACCAGCAUUCACAGGAAUGAAGACAAAUACAGAGAUGGUGUGUCUAAGAAAUUUUAAAAGGUGUAGGCCUCCUGAUUGAAGCAUUGUUGAAUUACUGGAAUCAUUUUUAUUGACUUUCUGUACUCUUUACAGGGGAAAGUCAUGAUUACACUAACAGAGCUAAAAUGUUUAGCAGACGCCCAGUCAUCUUAUCAUAUCCUAAAACCGUGGUGGGACGUCUUCUGGUAUUACAUCACCCUGGUCAUGCUGCUGGUGGCCGUGCUGGCCGGAGCGCUCCAGCUUACACAAAGCAGGGUUCUGUGCUGUCUUCCAUGUAAGGUGGAAUUCGACAAUCACUGCACUGUGCCUUGGCACAUCCUGAAAGCCAGCGUGAACACAUCCUCUGAUCCUGGGACACCACUUCCGCUCCCCCUCAGGAUCCAGAAUGACCUCCACCGACAGCAGUACUCCUACAUUGACGCUGUCUGCUAUGAAAAGCAGCUCCACUGGUUCGCAAAGUUUUUUCCCUACCUGGUGCUCUUGCACACGCUAAUCUUUGCAGCCUGCAGCAACUUCUGGCUUCACUACCCCAGCACCAGUUCCAGGCUUGAGCAUUUUGUGGCCAUCCUUCACAAAUGCUUCGAUUCCCCAUGGACCACCCGUGCCCUGUCAGAGACCGUGGCUGAGCAGUCGGUGAGGCCCCUGACACUCUCCAAGUCCAAGGUUUUGCUUUCAUCCUCAGGGUGUUCUGCUGAUGUUGAUGCCAAUAAGCAGUCAUUGUCCUACCCGCAGCCUGGCUUGGAGUCAGCUGGCAUAGAAAGCCCAACUUCCAGUGUCCUGGACAAGAAGGAAGGUGAACAGGCCAAAGCUAUCUUUGAAAAAGUGAAAAGGUUCCGUAUGCACGUGGAGCAGAAAGAUAUCAUUUACAGAAUUUAUCUGAAGCAGAUAAUAGUCAAAGUCAUUUUGUUUGUCCUCAUCAUAACUUAUGUUCCAUAUUUUUUAAGCUAUAUCACCCUUGAAAUUGACUGUUCAAUUGAUGUGCAGGCUUUUACAGGAUAUAAGCGUUACCAGUGUGUCUACUCCUUGGCAGAAAUAUUUAAGGUCCUGGCUUCGUUUUAUGUCAUUUUGGUUAUACUUUAUGGCCUCACCUCCUCCUACAGCUUGUGGUGGAUGCUGAGAAGCUCCCUGAAGCAAUACUCCUUUGAGGCACUGAGAGAAAAAAGCAAAUACAGUGACAUACCUGAUGUCAAGAACGACUUCGCCUUCAUCCUCCAUCUGGCUGAUCAGUACGAUCCUCUUUAUUCCAAACGCUUCUCCAUAUUCCUGUCAGAGGUCAGCGAGAACAAACUGAAACAGAUCAACCUCAAUAAUGAAUGGACAGUUGAGAAACUGAAAAGCAAGCUGGUGAAAAAUUCCCAGGACAAGAUAGAGCUGCAUCUCUUCAUGCUAAACGGGCUUCCAGACAAUGUUUUUGAGCUAACUGAAAUCGAAGUGCUCAGCCUGGAGCUGAUUCCUGAGGUCAAGCUGCCCUCCACAGUCUCACAGCUGGUCAACCUCAGGGAGCUUCAUGUGUACCAUUCGUCUCUGGUGGUGGACCAUCCUGCCCUGGCCUUCCUGGAGGAGAAUUUAAAAAUUCUCCGCCUGAAAUUUACUGAAAUGGGGAAAAUUCCACGCUGGGUAUUUCACCUGAAGAAUCUCAAGGAACUUUAUCUGUCGGGUUGUGUCCUGCCUGAGCAGCUGAGCACCAUGCAGAUGGAGGGCUUUCAGGACUUAAAAAACCUCAGGACCCUCUACUUGAAGAGCAGCCUGUCCCGGAUCCCACAAGUCAUUACAGACCUCCUGCCUUCCCUGCAGAAGCUCUCCCUCAAUAAUGAGGGAAGCAAACUGGUUGUGUUGAACAACCUGAAAAAGAUGGUCAAUCUGAAAAGUUUAGAGCUGAUCAGCUGUGACCUUGAACGCAUUCCACACUCCAUUUUCAGUCUGAACAAUUUGCAUGAGUUAGACCUAAAAGAAAAUAACCUUAAAACUGUGGAAGAGGUCAUUAGCUUUCAGCAUCUCCAAAAUCUUUCCUGCUUAAAACUGUGGCACAAUAACAUUGCUUAUAUUCCUGCCCAAAUUGGGGCAUUAUCUAAUCUGGAGCAGCUGUUUUUGGACCAUAAUAAUAUUGAGAAUCUGCCCCUGCAGCUUUUUCUAUGCACCAAAUUACAUUAUUUGGAUCUAAGCUAUAACCACCUGACCUUCAUUCCAGAAGAAAUUCAAUAUUUGAGUAAUUUGCAGUACUUUGCUGUGACCAACAACAAUAUUGAGAUGCUGCCAGAUGGGCUGUUUCAGUGCAAAAAGCUGCAGUGUUUACUUUUGGGGAAAAAUAGCCUGGUGAGUUUGUCCCCUCACGUGGGCGAGCUGUCGAACCUCACUCAUCUGGAGCUCGUUGGUAACUACCUGGAAACACUUCCCCCUGAACUGGAAGCAUGUCAGUCCCUAAAGCGGAGCUGCCUGAUUGUCGAGGAGAACUUGCUCAACACUCUUCCUCUCCCUGUAGCUGAGCGGCUGCAGUCGUGCUUGGAUAAAUGCUGACCUAAAAUGUCCUAACUUAUAAAGAUAAAAAAAUGGGUAAUAAUUACGACUAACUAUAACCAAAUGUGUUAUUAAAGCAACUCAGUGUCUGGCCCUGAAUUAAGCAGGUAAAAAAUGUUAACACAGAACUGAGUUUUGUGAACAAUGGAUCUUUUACUUGCUGACUUGUAAGAAGUAUGCUUUGAGUGUGGAAUGGGGGACGUGAAGUUAUUGAAUCUCUACUUUGCAGUUAUUACCUUGAAGAUUAGAUAUUCUUUCUUCUCCCUCCCCAGUCCCCAUUACUUACUUGCACACUUCUUGUAACUGACUUCGUUUGGAUAUUUAUCACCUAGACCAUAAACUCAUACAAAUUUCCUUGAUGUACACUCAGCACUGUCUUCGAUUUAUGUUCUUAGUUAUUUUUAGGCAGGGUGCCUUGUGCUUGGCUGAGUUCCGUCUUGGCUUCUUAUUUCCUGUCCCAGCUUGUGUGAGUCUUCCUCCCUCCGGUUUUGCAUAGGACAAGAGCAGGGUGCACAGGACUUGUCACCCUUGGGACACCCUGAAGGUCAAUGUGUCCUCUAAAAUUUCUUCUUGUGGAGCAUCAAAGCCUUUUUUAUUUGCUGAUAUGUUUUUAUAUUAAAUGUAAAACAAAUAUCUUUAUUGUUCACUCAUGGAUCCCAAACCUGCAGGAAUAGUUUUUGUACGGUACAGAGAACACAUGCAUCUCUCUAAGAAUUUACUAUGAAUAUUCUUGGUUUGGCUGCUUAUGAUUCUCAUACUUGUGUACAUUCUUCAUAAUGUUUUUUGCAAUCUGUGAUUAGCUACUUUUGGAUCAGAAAAGCCUGUGUUUCAGGCCCUACAAUAUGGAGGGGUUUCCUUAUAAGAGGAUAGCCACAUCGUCUACCUCUCUCUUCCCUGUUGCUGUGCUGUCGUACGGGUACAAUUCUUCACUACUUCAGAAACUGUGAUGGAGGGGAGAGGUAGAGAUUUCGGUCUUCAAAACUGACUUCAAAAUACCUUGUAGAAAUUAAGUAAGAGUUACAGCAAAAACUUCACUUUCUUCUCUAUCUGUGUGAUCUAUAGAUACAAUUAUAAUGAAAAACAGCCUCUCUUCAGAGUUUAAGAUGAGUUCUUAAAGCUCACAAUGAAAUAGAUCUAUUUAACUGGAAUUUAUCUCAUGUCUUUGUUUAACUUUUCUGGAAUACAUUUUGCUCCUUUUCUAAUAAAAGAGCUUUUGUGUUUGGCCUUUUAUCAUGCAUGUUGUAAAAUGAAAAUGAACUGACUCAUUUUGGGGAAAUGUACAUUUUUAAUGUGUUUUUCUCUAAUGGGUCUGGGCAUAAUGAUGCCAUUUGAUUCUGGGUGUAACUAUGAAGCAAUCUGUUAAGCGCCUGAGACAAAACUGGAAAACACUGUGGGUAAAGGAAUUGUGAUGUGUGCUGUUUUUCUUGGUUUUGCCCAUUCCAAAAAGAUGAAAGUGAGUGUUUAAACAAAAUGUACCUUUACUCACCUGCCACACAUCCCAGGACUGAAUCUCAGAGAAAAGAAUUGUUUGCAUCAGAUGAAAUUUGAAUAAUAUGAGCUAUAAAAAAACAUAAAACACCAAAGGCUGCCUAAACCUUAUUGUUUAUUCUAAAUGAGAAGAAAUGGUGUAAAAAUGUAAUUUUUACCAAAACUUGCCUUUAGUCAGAACAUUCAUGUUCUCAGGGACCCAGGCAUAACUGAUGAAACUUUCUUUUAGGACUUCAGAAAACUGUAUCUGAGGGCGGGGGUGUGGAGGGGGUUGUUAUGUGAGUUGAUGGUCAUUUGAAUGUUCCACAAUAGAUGUGUGUUCAUUCCAUUGUUAGAUAGGAUUAUCUUAAGUUUUGGAUGUGACUGUGAUACAUGGAGGGGUAUUUAAGUGUUCUUGGAACUUAAAUGUUUUUGGACAAAUAAUUAGCUGUAAUUCAAAUGAAAAAGUUCACCUCAUUUUUUCUGAAUGAGUUUUCAAAACAAAUUUUAGAUUGUUACCAUUUCCCUGACAAACUAGAACUUCACCAUGGCUAGUCACUGGUUUUGUUCAUGUGCAAAAGUCAUUGGCAAAAUCUCCCUUAUCACCUCUCUGAAUUUCUGGACACAGGUUACUAAUCAGGAUCAAUAAUGAGUAUUAUAAGUGUCACUCCAAACACAAGGGUGUAUAUAGUAACUACUGGAAGUUCUGUUCUUGAUGCCAUAGUUUUUAGAUUUAUUUUUUAUAUCAGUCUAACACACCAGUCUUUAGGUAGCUUUUGAAAUGACAGGGCACUGAUGCAAUGAACUCUGAGACCACCACUUGACACUGAGUAUGAGUUUGAUGCCACCUUUACUGCACUGUUGGAGCAGGAGCAGAUCACAUCAUAUUAUAAAAGUUCAUGUUCUUUUAAGAGGAUUUUAAAUGAAGAAAAAUGAAGUUUGUUCACUUGUGAAAUUUAGCUGGUAUUUGAUUUCCAACAAUGUCAGUGCAUUUUCCAAAACUAGAUAGAUGUGGAUGUUACUCAGAACAAAGUCGAUGGCUUACGCUAGCAGUGGGAUUGAUUCAUUUACAUGCACACAUAGAUGCACACACAGACGACCAUGAGUGCACACGCACACACACCCCUAUGUAUGCAAAAUGUAGCUUAUUAGUUUUGGAUGGGUUUAGUGUUUUCCCCAAGGUUGUAAGAGGUUAAUGAUAAGAUAUUCCUUUUUAUUCAUUACUUGUAAUUAUGGAAUGUUCUAUUCCCUUGGUUAUAUUUAAAAGAAAACGGAACGUUCAGCCUUAGUCUGAGAACCUAAGCAGUUUGGAACAUUUCUGGUAAGGUAGUGUUCUUUCCCUAACCUACAUCAGAGUACAUUCUCUGUAGUACGUAGACACUGUGUUUUCAUUCUUCAUCCUGUCUUGUUUUUUUUCCCUUCAGACUUCAGCAUAUUUCACAGUCACGUAACAAACCUUUGUGUGAAACAGGGUGAACAGAGACCCUCAGAAUCUCAGCUCCGUGGCACACAUGGUUCAGGCAUGUGCUGCGUGGAGCUGCAGCAAGUUAUCUGCACAACAUUGUUAGACAGUGAAAAUAUUUGUAUUUGUUUUUCAAGUGUUUCAUGAUUCAAAUUUUGUAUGUUUAAAACACUGCAUAAUAUCCAUGGGUUCAGAAACUAUUAAACAAUUC